Molecule: messenger RNA, 1464 nt
Organism: Penicillium digitatum Pd1
Lineage: Eukaryota; Fungi; Ascomycota; Eurotiomycetes; Eurotiales; Aspergillaceae
Product: MFS transporter
Biological process (GO): transmembrane transport
Cellular component (GO): membrane
Molecular function (GO): transmembrane transporter activity
Source: RefSeq, a predicted model, not a curated record
AUGGAAAAGCCAAAGAGCUUGCUCCGUGAAUACCUUUUCAUUGGCGUGGUGUGUGCUGCUCAGUUCAUGACACAGGCAGGCCUUGCCAUUGCCAUUGUCCCUCUUCAUAUCAUUGGUGAUAGCUUUCACGUCACCAAUCCUGGGCAGUUAAGCUGGUAUGCCGCGGCUUACAGUUUAACUGUUGGCACCUUCAUUCUCAUUGCUGGAAGACUCGGAGACCUCUAUGGACAUAGACUUAUGUUUAUUGGUGGUUUUGCGUGGUUUGGCCUGUGGUCCCUCCUUGGAGGAUUUUCCGUAUGGUCGAACCAAAUCUUCUUCGAUAUUUGCCGUGCAUUACAAGGUAUUGGACCGGCCUUCUUGUUACCAAAUGCCCUGGCUAUACUUGGACGCACAUACCCCGCCGGUCCUCGGAAAGAUAUGGUUUUCAGUAUCUUUGGGGCGACCGCACCAUGCGGAUACACUAUCGGGGGUGCGUUCUCGGCUCUUCUAGCUGAGCGCGCCUGGUGGCCAUGGGGAUAUUGGAUAAUGGGAAUUUUCUGCAUUGCUUUUUCGGUCUUUGGGUUCCUGGCUAUCCCCAAAUCACCGUCUCCGAAACUUUUGGACCAGACGCCAUGGUGGGUCAAAUGUGAUCUGCUGGGGGGUGCACUCGGUGUUGCCGCCCUGCUUCUCAUUAAUUUCGCUUGGAAUCAAGGACCAAGCGUCGGCUGGCCGACCGUCUAUGUCUACGUUCUUUUGAUCAUCGGAUUUUUGUGUCUAGUUCUGUUCUUGUGGAUUGAGCUGCAUGCAACCUGCCCUUUACUUCCUCGGGAGAUCUUUUCUGAGGAUGUUGCGUGGGUACUAGGCUGUAUAGCUGCCGGUUGGUCUAGCUUUGGGGUUGUGGUCUUUUAUUUUUUCCAAUUCAUGGUAGUAGUCAAGGGAGAGGCACCGCUUCUGGUGCUUGCGAAGUGGUCACCAUCGGCUGUAUCUGGUGUUAUCGCUGCAGUUACAACUGGGUUUGUUCUGGCCCACCUGCGUCCCAGCGUAAUCAUGCUGAUCGCCAUGCUUGCAUUUACGGGUGGUCAAAUCCUCUUAGCUACGCUGCCUGCUCACCAAACAUACUGGGCUCAGGCAUUUGUCCUUUCUAUCUUGACCCCAUGGGGCAUGGACAUGUCUUUCCCAUCCGGAACACUAAUUCUCAGCAAUAGCAUGCCACGGGAGCAUCAAGGGCUUGCUGCGUCACUUGUCAACACCGUUGUGAACUACUCUAUCUCGAUCGGACUCGGGCUUGCUGGAACCGUCGAAAUCCAAGUGAACCACGGCGGUAAAGACCCAUUACGAGGCUAUCGGGGUGCAAGCUACAUGGGAAUUGGCCUCGCUGGUCUGGGGGUUGGUGUUGCGACUAUGUUCGUCAUUCGAAGCUUGACUCGACGUGGCAAGACCCACUCCACAACCCUGGCGGAUAAUUCGAGCAUUGAAGAAGGUUGA